Molecule: messenger RNA, 903 nt
Organism: Fusarium vanettenii 77-13-4
Lineage: Eukaryota; Fungi; Ascomycota; Sordariomycetes; Hypocreales; Nectriaceae
Exons: 4
Coding region: 7-708 (233 amino acids)
Source: RefSeq, a predicted model, not a curated record
GUCAGAAUGGCUACCGGAGCUCCCCCAGACUACUAUUCCAUCCUUGAGGUCUCUGAUACAGCCACUACUCAGCAGAUCCGCGAUGCCUACAAGCGCGCCGCCUUGAAGACGCACCCCGAUCGCGUCGCCAGCACCUCCCCAGACCGAGCCGAACGAACCCGCAAGUUUCAGCUCGUCAACGAUGCCUACUAUACUCUCUCCGAUAACACCCGUCGCCGCGAGUACGACGCCCAGCGCAAGCUCUUCAAUACGAGCACACCCGCCGACCCCUUCGAGGAGGACAUCCCCGAGGGUGAGGAGGGAGCGCCGCCCCAGAGCGCAUACUCAUGGGCAUGGAACUUCUUCACCAACCAGGCCGGCGGCGGGGCUGCCAACGCGCAGGACCGCGAGCAGACGGAGAAUGCCCAGUUCAGCGACGUGUUUGAGGAGAUGAUGCGGGAGGAGGGCAUGGCCGAGGGAGGGGAUAACCACCCCACGAGCAAGUUCUGGGGCAUGCUGGGCGGCGUGAGCGGCGGCGCCCUGGGCUUCAUCGUUGCCAACGUGCCGGGAAUGGUCGCUGGUGCCGUGGCGGGCAACAGGCUAGGGGCUAUUCGGGAUGCCAGGGGCAAGAGCGUAUAUGCCGUGUUCCAGGAACUUCCUCAGGAUGACAGGGCCAAGCUGUUGAGUCAGUUGGCCAUAAGAGUUUUCAGCCAUGCUGUUGGUAUUUGAGUUGGAGACUCUUGAAUAGUUUGUGGUAUGAUUGGGCGCUGGGAGUUUGUUAGUAUGGGCUAUUGAAGAACAGGUAUUCUCUUUUCUCUGGGUUAUGAGGGUUAAGUAACGAGGGCGGUUGAUCAGGCGCAUUGAUUCAAUAAACGAGCCUUAGUUAGGAACCUAGAAUUCAACAUCGUUUGGACAUUGAAUUUC